This is a messenger RNA of Momordica charantia (bitter melon), 2956 nucleotides long. RefSeq names its product BED zinc finger and hAT dimerization domain-containing protein. The record is from RefSeq and is a predicted model, not a curated record. Gene Ontology annotation, molecular function: protein dimerization activity; DNA binding. NCBI's taxonomy places the organism in Eukaryota, Viridiplantae, Streptophyta, Magnoliopsida, Cucurbitales, Cucurbitaceae.
CGAGCCAUCGCAGACCCUCUUCCCCAAUCUUCCCCUUUUCUUCUCUCCCUCUCUCCACUCCACAAAUCACAAGCUCGCUCGCUCGCGGCUCUGCUCAAACUCAGCCCCUUUUCCCCUUUUCAACUCAACUCCCUCUCCCUCCCGGCUUCGAUCCGGCUCAGAUCCCUCCCGCGCCGCUCCAUCGCUCCCUCACCCACUUUCUCCACGAACCCAACUCGAUUUCUACUCAAUCUUUCCCGCUAAUUUGAAUUUACCCUCCUCAUCUCACUCGCCCAGGUGGUUGAUUUGAGUUUCUGUGCGAGUUGGGAAAUGGGUUUCUGUUUCUUUGGCCGGAUUUCUGGAGGACCCUUUGUUGGGGGUGUGUUUUUGACAAUUGGGGCCGCGUUGGAAUAAGGACUGGGCCGUUGGAGUUUCGGCUUUCAGUUCCAUGUAUUUCGGGACAGGGACUGUUAGUGGGAAAGCGGGAAACCAAAUGGACUGGAGUGUGAAUAAUGGAUUUAAAACAUUUAAAGAUUUGGAACCCAAGUCCGUGAUGGAUAUGUCGCUCAUACCAAACAUUGACCCAAUAGAUAUCGGUUUGGGUUCUUCUGACAAGGGGAAUCCUAAUCCUUCAGCAAAGCCCAGAAAAAAGACCAUGACAUCAGUCUAUCUCAAAUUUUUUGAAACUGCUGCAGAUGGAAAAAGCAGAAGGUGCAAGUUUUGUGGACAGAGCUAUUCCAUUGCAACAGCUACUGGCAAUUUGGGAAGACACCUAAGUAAUCGGCAUCCAGGUUAUGAUAAGUCUGGCGAUAUUAUAAAUAAUCCCGCACCACAGCCUGUCACCAUAGUCAAGAAAUCUCAACCUCAAGGGAAACCGCAACAGAUUGAUUAUGAUCAUUUAAAUUGGUUGAUAAUUAAGUGGCUUGUAUUAUCCUCUCUUCCUCCUUCAACCUUGGAAGAAAAGUGGCUGGCCAACUCCUAUAAGUUUCUCAAUCCAUCUAUUCAACUAUGGCCUGCUGAAAAGUAUAAAACCGUAUUUCGGGAAGUUUUCAGAAGCAUGCAGGAAGAUGUAAGAGCCUCUUUGGAACAUGUUUCAUCUAAGAUCUCAGUCACUCUCGAUUUCUGGAAUUCAUACGAUCAAAUUUCUUUUAUGAGUGUUACAUGCCAGUGGAUUGAUGAAAACUGGUCCUUCCAAAAGGUGCUUCUUGAUAUCGCUCACAUACCUUAUCCAUGUGGAAGUGCGGAGAUCUUUCACUCUCUUGUGAAAGUUCUUAAGGUGUAUAACAUAGAAAAUAGAAUCCUUUCAUGUACUCAUGAUAACAGUCAAAACGCAAUGCAUGCCUGUCAUGCUUUAAAAGAGCAUUUGGAUGGUCAGAAAGUCGGGCCUUUCUGUUAUAUUCCUUGUGCCGCCCGUACUCUAAACCUGAUCAUCGAUGACGGAUUAAGAACCACAAAGCCAAUCAUUGCAAAAGUUCGGGAGUUUGCACUAGAAUUGAAUGCCUGCUUGGAUAUCUCUGAGGACUUUGUUCAAUUUACUGCCGUUUACCAAGAAGGUAAUUGGAAGUUUCCACUUGAUGCUUCAGCAAGGUGGAGUGGAAAUUAUCAGAUGCUCGAUAUUGUACGCAAGGCAGGGAAAUCCAUGGAAGCUGUUAUCAGGAAGUAUGAGGAAACACUUGGAAGCAAGAUGCUUUUGAACACUGCCGAGAAGAACAUAGUUAAUAUUAUGCAUCAAUAUUUAGAACCCUUUUAUAAGACCACGAACAAUAUAUGCACAAAUAAGGUUCCAACUGUUGGGUUGGUUCUAUUCUUUAUGGAUCACAUUUCUGAGACUAUUGGUGCCUGUAGAGAAUCUCGGCACAACCCGGACUGGCUAAAGAGUGCUGCAGAAGAUAUGGCCAAGAAAGCAAAGAAUUACAAUCAUCAGGUUUGCAACAUUUUCACAUACAUGACUGCAAUUCUUGAUCCUCGAAUCAAAGGAGAGUUGAUUCCAGAGAAUCUUAACUCGGCAAACCAUUUGGAGGAAGCCAGAUCUCAUUUCAUGAGAUAUUAUUCUUCCAACCAUUUUCCAUCAAUGACCAGUGGCUAUAGUGCACAGGAGAUUGAGGAUGGGGGAAGUGUCUCUUUCGCUGAGGAAAUUGCUAGAAAGAAGCGAAGGGCGAGCAUGAGCAACGCGACUGAUGAGCUAACACAAUAUUUAUCAGAGCCUCCAGCUCCAAUACCAACAGAUGUCUUAGAAUGGUGGAAAGUUAACAGCACACGUUAUCCACGACUCUCUGUUAUGGCUCGAGACUUCUUGGCCGUGCAGGCAACUUCACUGGCUCCUGAAGAAUUGUUUUGCGGGAGAGGUGACGACAUCGACAAACAAAGAUAUUGCAUGCCUCAUGAUAGCACAACAGCUCUCCUUUGUAUCAAAUCAUGGAUUCAAAGUGGUUUCAAGUUGAAAUACAGGUCUAGUGAGAUUGACUAUGAGAGGUUGAUGGAAUUGGCUGCCACAUCAACUGUUGAUAGCAGUACUGCUGGUUCGGACAAGAAAUCGAAAUGAUUUUGUAACCAUGUCGGAGCUUGGAGACACCCAAGACUCGAAAGCCUUCGAAUAUUCUUAUAGAGGUGCAACGCCUCUUAUGAUCCAAAGAAGGCAUAAGACUCAGAUGGGGCCUUCGAGCGUAAGCCUCGAACACGACUUGCAAAACUAAAACCUGUUCUGAGCUUUGAAGUUUUUAAUGAAAGAUCUAGAGGCUGCCAAGUAGAAUUCUUGAUAUGGAUAUUUCUCAUAAUAGUAAGUAAGCUGGAGAAAUUAAGGGUGCUGUAGUCUAGUUACUGAGAAAUCCUACGAAGGUUAACAUGGCAAAUGUCAAAUUGAUGAAUCUCCCUAUAGGGCAGCUCUUUAAACAUUAGCCAUUUCACUUGGAAAAUAAGAAACCAACAAGUGAGUUAACCCUCUUAUUUCAAUAUUAGUGGAAGUUUGGUUUUCUGGACU